AUGAAGAUGUCUUGGGAAAUCAUCCAGAGCACGGAAGCUCAGACCAGUUCGUUUGCCAGAUGCACCGAGCAGCUUGCCAGCAUGAUGCAGCAUCUCACCGGGUCAGCGCAGCCGCGGCCCGAAAAGGCGGAUUUCCUGGAAGCUCUACGCACCAUGGCGGAGCAUUCGCAGAAAGCCAAGGAUUUUGCCAAGAAAGUCUAUGAAGACUACCGGGCCAAGAACUGCAGUGCCGCUGAAGCCUACAGGCGUUUUGAGGACUUCAAUACCUCCACCCCAGCAGGAAAGGAGGGGCUGGAGGACAUGAGCCCGGUGGAGUUGCAGCUCUGCUACGACGAGUACCGGGAGGAUGCGGAGGUGCAACACUGGUGGACCAAGGCUGGGGUGGAGAACAGUCUCAUGAUGGCCGCCUCGGUUCAGUCGUUGAUGAAGUCUGGUGGUGCUACAGCUUCCUCUCCGCCGGAGGACAAGACCGACAAAAAGGGCAAAAAAAUCAAACCAUCAGAGAUCGUAGAGAUGCAGGAGCUGAUGGUGGAUGAGAUGAAACGCCUUUGUGAAGCAUGUCGAGAGGCCGCCAAGGCCUCGUCCAAAGCUUGGAAGGCAGACAUAGCCAUGCAGAUGGUCCAAGCCUUGGCCUCUGCAUCCGUCGAGAGAAGGUACGGCUGCUCUCCAGAGGAGAUGACUAUGGCUGGUCUCCAGAAUGCGCCAACUCUUCAAAAGAACGAACGAUUCGUUCGUGCUACGGAGAAGCAACAGGAGAUCAUUAUGACUGUGGCAACCUUUUGCCCUGAAAGCAAUUGUGCCUUGAACCUGGUGCACCUGGUCGCCUACAAGCUACGAAGUGCUUCAAAUGUGGGCCUUGUGGUUGCGAUCCGUCCUUUCAGCGUGCCUUGGACGGAUUUAUGGCACAAGUACAACCUGCACAUCCUAAGCGCCUCGGAGUAUGAGGAGUGCCACCGCUUCAAAGAUUUUUUCUUCAGAAAGCACUGCACUGUUUCGAAGUUCCUGGAGAGCCAACCAGCCUCCUACACCGCGGCCAUCUUUGAUGGUGAUGUCGUAGUGGCUGCACCAAUGCGCUCACUGGAGAAGUGGAUCAACCACAGCGCAGAUGUUCAACUCUACAACCGCUGUCUAUUCCAUGAGAUCAUGGCUGGUAACUAUAUGGUUCGCAACACCCCUUUCGCACGCGACUUUUUGAUGCGAUGGGCGGAAUACUACGACCGGAGACCAUCUGGAUUCUCCUCAGCUGACAAUGGCGCUAUCCAACUGGUAGUGAUGGAAACGGUCCAAGUUGAAGGAUUCCGAACCUGCUACGACAUGUAUCGAAAUCUCACCGACAAAGUGACCAAUUUGGACCAUUACUGGAACUAUGUCCAUUGCACCAAAGAGGCCAUUGGCCCGGCGCGUGCAUGGAACAUGGAGACGGGUUCCCUCACCCUGUGGCCGCGCUUGGAGUUCUAUGUGGCGGAUGGUGUCUUUUUGAAUAGGUGGGCCAAUGAUGAGGUUGGUCCUAUCAUGCACCAUGGCGUGAAAGAUCCCAAGGAUGUGACAUCCUUCUAUUACAAGGACCUAGACCAGUGCCAGUUGAACGAGUCCGCCGUUCUGCGCACUGCGAAGCAACUGGGAGAAACCGCGCUCCACCUGGCGCAGAGCUAUCCGGAGUACUUUCCCAAAGGUCAUGGCUGCAAACAAUGCGCGGAGGAUUGCAUGAAGACCUUCUCAUGCGCUCCUCUACAGGACGCAUCAAGUGGUUUUCAGCUUGAUCCGACAUUUUUUGAGCCGCUAGUAACCAUGCCAUGA
Cladocopium goreaui is the source of this 1797-nucleotide messenger RNA. The record is from the annotation of a GenBank genome assembly. Lineage: Eukaryota; Dinophyceae; Suessiales; Symbiodiniaceae.